Pyrus x bretschneideri (Chinese white pear) is the source of this 1327-nucleotide messenger RNA. Its product is annotated as bifunctional protein FolD 1, mitochondrial. The transcript is spliced from 5 exons. Gene Ontology annotation, biological process: tetrahydrofolate interconversion. Gene Ontology annotation, molecular function: methenyltetrahydrofolate cyclohydrolase activity; methylenetetrahydrofolate dehydrogenase (NADP+) activity. Bases 120 to 1220 code for a protein of 366 amino acids. Lineage: Eukaryota; Viridiplantae; Streptophyta; Magnoliopsida; Rosales; Rosaceae. The record is from RefSeq and is a predicted model, not a curated record. Gene Ontology annotation, cellular component: cytosol.
CUCUCUCUCUCUGUAAAUGGUGAUGCGCAAAGAAAGGAGAGUCGAGAGGAGAAAGACGCAAAUGAAGUAGCAGCCAAAGGGGGUAGACAACAAUUUGGAACAGGAGCAAAAGCAGAGCAAUGAUUCCACGAGUGUCAUUGCCAUGGCGGAACGGACUCAGAACCAGAGUUCCGGCGGGAAGCAGAGGCUGCAGCGGAGCUCAGACCACCUUGAGAAACGACGACGGCCACCCGAUUAUCAUCUCUCCUCCUCUUGUCUCCUUAGACAUACCUGACGAUUGGGCUCCCGCCACCGCCCAAUCUGGGUUUUCUUCCCCUUUGAGUUUCUCAAACGAGCAGCAAGCUGCUGUGAUUGAUGGGAAAUCGAUGGCGGAUGAAAUUAGAUCAAGAAUAGGCAGUGAGGUGAGGAGGAUGAAGAAGAGCAUUGGAAUGGUUCCUGGAUUGGCUGUCAUUGUGGUGGGCCACAGAAGGGACUCGCAGACUUACGUCCGAAACAAGGUGAUGGCUUGUGAAGAAGUUGGAAUCAAAUCAAUGGUUACUCAGCUACCUGAAGAGUGUACAAAAGAUCAACUUCUUGGCGCUUUAUCUUGUUUCGAUGUGGAUCCCUCUGUUCAUGGUAUUCUUGUGCAACUUCCUCUACCACAACAUUUGGAUGAGGGAAGAGUUUUGGAUGUGCUGAGUCCAGAGAAAGAUGUCGAUGGCUUCCACCCGAUUAAUAUGGGAAAUCUAGCUAUGAGAGGAAGGGAGCCUUUGUUCAUUCCCUGCACUCCCAAGGGUUGCAUUGAGUUGUUGCUCAGGUCUGGUGUGGAAAUCACGGGGAAGAAAGCUACUGUGAUUGGGAGAAGUAACAUUGUCGGACUUCCAGCAUCACUGCUCCUGCAGAGGCACCAUGCAACAGUCAGCAUUGUACAUGCGUUCACAAAGAACCCAGAACGUAUCACCUGUGAAGCCGACAUUGUGGUCACAGCUGCUGGAGUGCCUAAUCUGGUCCGUGGAAAUUGGCUGAAGCCUGGAGCAGUUGUUAUCGACAUUGGAACUACUCCAGUUGAGGACUCGAGCUGUGAGCAUGGUUACCGUCUCACCGGAGAUGUUUGCUACGAAGAAGCUGUGCGGGUGGCUUCAGCCAUCACCCCAGUGCCUGGAGGAGUUGGACCCAUGACAAUUGCUAUGCUUCUAUCGAACACUCUCGACUCGGCGAAGCGAGUAUACGCCUUCACAUGAACUGUAAUUUUGUUGAUUGUAGCAUAGUUUUGGUCAUGUUAAACUGCAGGCUUUCGUUGUUUUUUUUCGACUUUCAAACUCAUUCAGUGUUCAGUGUUCAGUUUUCA